Messenger RNA from Penicillium waksmanii, 1365 nucleotides. RefSeq lists its product as uncharacterized. NCBI's taxonomy places the organism in Eukaryota, Fungi, Ascomycota, Eurotiomycetes, Eurotiales, Aspergillaceae. The transcript has a single exon. The coding region runs from base 1 to 1365 and encodes 454 amino acids. The record is from RefSeq and is a predicted model, not a curated record.
AUGGAUGGAAUAUCUAGAGCUCAUUUUGCAGAGUUUGAGUAUCUCUUGCAGCAGCGCUACCCGGACUUGCCUCUCGCCGAAGCUUACCUGAGAUAUCACCAAGACAAAUUGGCCCCUUUUGCGAAAGAGUCAGAUGCAAUUGAGGCGCUAGUUCGCAAAUUAUGCCGGCCAGCAGAUAUUGCCAGUGAUGCUGGUGGGAUAAUCUGGCGUAUUGGGAAGAACAUUGUGGAGCAACAUUCGGAGCCAAACCGGCCUAAUGCCGACCUUCCUGUCGCAGAAGUCGGCUCGGAUGAUAUCUCCACCCAGAUGCAGCUGGAGAUAGUCAAGAAAUUGAUGCACCAAACCGCGCGGUCCGAUAAUUCACUAGAUCUCAGUCUAGAUACUGUGGUGACAAACGCUGCUCUCAUGACGGGCAGGGGCUCAAACAUUAUUUCAACUUCGACGGAAAACGUGGUCAGGGAAAUCAACGGCAUCAAUAUCAUUGGACAGUCACUCGUUGAUCAUAUCAACUACUAUGGACGCUGGAUGCAGACGGUUACAUCCAUUCAAAUCGCUCAAGCGAACCAGGCAAUCCAGGCCUUAAAUGUGAUUAGUGAUCAUCUCAAUGACGGUAAUAGCAUUCAAGUUUCGGGUGCUGGUGGACCCGAUGGUUUUGCCAAACCCGUCUAUGAUUAUAUCCAAAAAAGGAUGAAUGAUGUCGAUACGGCAGAGUUGAAAAACCAUCGUUUUUUCGUCUACCACCCUGACACGAAUUGGUAUGGGGCUUUUCAUAGGAUGAUCAGGGGUAACCCUCUACCACCUGAAUUCUGUGCCAAGGCAGAUAAUCUGGAUACGAUAUGUCGAUUCAUGGAAGAUGUUAGGCGAACUUUAAUAGACGAGUCGGUGAACGGGAAGAAUGUUGUCUUCCACCUUCUUUGUCCAUCUUGGUACACUAUCUCUAUCAAAGAGCCCCUUCAUUUCCCAGACAGCCUUAGCCCAUUACGAGUUGAGGGAGAGAAACAUAAGGGCAAGGAGCUGGUUGAGCUCAAUCUUCCGGCAGCCCCUGCUGGGCUCCUGAAUGGGGUUGCAAAUGUUCUUGACGCCAAUGGGUGGAACAAUAUCGCACGGGGAGCUUCUGUCGCCACAACAAUCCCAGCAGUAGGUUGGGGUAUUAAUGGUGCCUGUCUCGCGUUUGGACUCGGAGUGGGAGCGGUCACGGGGCUGGGGGUGUUCGUUGCCAUGCCACUAUGGUUUGGCACUGCAAUGCCGGCUAUGGGUGCGGCAGCUCCGAUUAUCGAUGAAGCUGUGUAUAAUGCUCUGUGCGAGGAGGCGCCACGAGUGCUAGGAUCUACUAAUCGUUUAAAUAUACCAAGAAGAUAUGCCUGA